AAGUAACACAGUUAAGUCAGCAGAAUACUGCAGUAGGGGAAGUGGUUGUUGGAUCCCUUUCUUGGCACUAACUCCGGAAAUACAGUGACAUAUUCUGGUGCAAUGGAUUCCAUUGUUAUACUCUCCUCAAAGAUGGUGCGCAAAUCCUUGUUUGCUGAUCCAGAGGAGGCUGUUGGGAAGGAAAGGGAUGGGGCAUCAAUUGGUUUAAAGAAACAACAUGAUUUGUUUCCGGAUGACUUAAGUCAACUCAUGGCUCAAGAUAUUCAUAUCUUUGAGGAUCCGGCUUUGAACUAUCUGGACACUAUAAUGGAUCUUAGCCGACUAAUGAUGAGGGGGAGGACCAAGAAGCGACUGAAGAUGCUCAGGAGGAGGAAGAGUUUAAUUUGGUGUAUAAUCCGGUUGGUGUACGGGAUGAUGAAAUUCGGGAAAAUAAAGAGGAUGCAAAAUCCAAGAGAGCAGCAGGCAGAGAAGAAAACGGUGAAUAGUAAUGUUCUCUUUACAGGGGUCAGUUCGAGGAAGAGAAAUGUGCAUAGCUUGACAUCACCUAGCAAGAGGACAGUUACCAAACCUAUUAGCCCGACGGUGGGUAGGGGUACUAAUCAAGUAGAAAGAGCUCCUCCAAAACGUUUGAUGUGUAUCUCAGGAUGUGGUACAAUUGUGGUCGAAACAGUAGAUGUAGUUGAGACGAUGUCUGCAGCAGUGGUGGCUGAAGAUGAGGCCGGCGUAAUGACAGUGUCUGUUACAUUAUUCCCAAGAUUUGUCGAGGAUGAGGAAGCUAAGCCAGGGGACGCAUCACUAAAAAUGGGAGUGACAACUGGAGGUAGCGGUGUGACUGGAGGAGAGCUGUCCGGAACAGAGAUAGAGAAGAUCAGUUUGUCUUGUCUAACCCAAGCCGUAUGUGCUGGAUUUGGCGUGGUUAAGUCAUUGACCUGGAUCGUUGGAUGAGGAAUGGAGGAUUCAUCUGUGAUGUGUUUCAUCAGAUUGAAUCCAUC
This is a messenger RNA of Arabidopsis arenosa, 992 nucleotides long. Lineage: Eukaryota; Viridiplantae; Streptophyta; Magnoliopsida; Brassicales; Brassicaceae. The record is from the annotation of a GenBank genome assembly.